CCUCAGGCUUAAGGAGAGGAGUUGAGAGUUAGAUCGCCCCGACCGUCCUGCUGUGCUCUGCUCCGCUCUCCUGCUCUGAACACACAGACUGUUGAAGAUGAGGCUGUGGAUCGCUCUGGUCCUGUGCUUUGCCUCUCAGGCUCUGGCUGCUCCGAUGGAGGAGGAGCUGAUCGUGGAGGAGCCGGCCCCCGAGGAAACCGUGGUGGAGGAGUUUGUGAUGGAGGAGCCGGAGGUGGGGGCUAACCCAGUGCAGGUGGAGGUGGGAGAGUUUGACGAGGCCAUUGACCCCGAGGAGGAGGUGGUGGAGGACACUCUGGACAACCCCUGCCUGAACCAUCACUGUAAGAAGGGAAAAGUGUGUGAGGUGGAUGAAUCAAACACACCCAUGUGUGUGUGCCAGGACCCCUCCACCUGCCCCCCCGCCGAGGGAGAGUUUGAACACGUUUGUGGAACUGACAAUAAGACCUAUGACACGUCCUGCCACUUCUUUGCCACAAAGUGCACUCUGGAGGGAACCAAGAAGGGACACAAGCUGCACCUGGACUACAUCGGACCCUGCAAAUACAUCGAGCCAUGUGUGGACUCUGAGCUCAGUGAGUUUCCUCUGAGGAUGAGAGACUGGCUCAAGAACGUCCUGGUGACUCUGUACGAGAGAGACGAGGAGAACAACCUGCUCACUGAGAAGCAGAAACUCAGGGUGAAGAAGAUCUAUGAGAAUGAGAAGCGUCUGCAGGCUGGAGACCACUCUCUGGACCUUCUUGCUCAUGACUUCCAGAAGAACUACAACAUGUACAUCUUCCCUGUGCACUGGCAGUUUGGACAGCUCGACCAGCACCCAGCUGAUGGAUACCUGACCCACACAGAGCUGUCUCCUCUCCGUGCUCCUCUCAUUCCCAUGGAGCACUGCACCACCAGGUUCUUUGAGGAGUGUGACUCUGACCAGGACAAAUACAUCGCUCUGGAGGAGUGGGCCGCCUGCUUCGGAAUCAAAGACCAGGACGUUGACAAAGACCUCAUCAUCUAAACUCCUGAUGAUGCAGCCCCGAAAAGAACCGAGCGUUCUCCAACUAAACUAAAAAUCAAAAAUCAAGGUGCUAUGUGCAAAUUCACUUUCAUUUUAAUUGUAUUUUUUUUUUUUUUUUUUUGCUUUUAUAAUGAUUUCUUUCCUACCUAUACCACUAAAAAAACGAGAUUUUUCUAAAGUCAAACCUGCACACGUUUGUACUCACCCAACAGACCCUCAACACCUCUGAUGUAAAUGUCUUUGAAUUUUAAAUAUUAUGAAAAUGUAACUCACCAUUUGUUAAUUUAGGGCAAAAUUUGGGAAACAAUUUGAUAUUUUUUGAGACAAAGUUGUAAAAAAUAAAGUUUCUUAAUAAAUUC
This is a messenger RNA of Boleophthalmus pectinirostris (great blue-spotted mudskipper), 1383 nucleotides long. It is a transcript of the gene sparc, whose product is annotated as secreted protein, acidic, cysteine-rich (osteonectin). The record is from RefSeq and is a predicted model, not a curated record. Gene Ontology annotation, biological process: anatomical structure development. Gene Ontology annotation, molecular function: protein binding; calcium ion binding; extracellular matrix binding. Bases 98 to 1024 code for a protein of 308 amino acids. The transcript has 10 exons. NCBI's taxonomy places the organism in Eukaryota, Metazoa, Chordata, Actinopteri, Gobiiformes, Gobiidae.